AGUCAGUGUGCGUCGUGGGAGCAGCUCAACAGUGACAGCAGCUGAGAGCCCUUCCCAGCAGCGCCGGACGGGAGCUGCACCUCUCCAAAUCUCUUGCGGCGUUGAAGAAGCUCGCGCGCCGCAGAGCCGAGGGUUGUCGAACAGGAAAAGUUGGCUCUAAGAGUUUUGUUUAUUUCAUUGUUUUUUUUUAUUUCGCCCGCAAGGACGAAUGCUCGGCAUACCUGUGUGGAUCGUGGCCCGCCUCUAAACCCCCCCCCCAACUCCUUGCGUGAGGUUCAUUUCGUUUCCAUCUCCCAGUGGCUCUGCGGUCACGAAGGUCCCUGACAAGGGAGAGCGAUGACAGUCCGGGGACUCCGCCUCGUGUCCCUCUGCCUCGCGACGCUCCUCUGCUGCCACGCCAGCCACACGGAACUACGACUCCAGGUGCCGGAGGAGCAGCCGCCCGGCUCCGUGCUGGGCAGCCUGGCCCAGGCCCUGGGGCUGACGCCACGAGAGCUUCGCGACCGCGGAUUCCGGCUGCUUCCGCCGCCGCCGCCUGGCCACGGCGCCGCCGCCUCCUCCUCGCCGCGCCUCCUCGUUCGCCUGCGCGAGGCCACGGGCGAGCUCGUGUCGCUGGGCCGCCUCGACCGCGAGGCCCUCUGCCCCGCCGCGGCCGCCCAAGUCGCCCCGCCGCCGCCGCCGUCGUCUCUCUCCGCCGGCGCGGCCGCGGCGGCGGCCGCCGUCGGAGGUCCCGCCGCCGCCGCCGUCGCCGCCGGCGGGGGGGGCGAGCCGGCGGCGUGCUCCGUGGCGCUCGACGCCGUGCUGGAGAGGCCGCGGCGCUCGGCGGUGCGCGUGGUGCUCGACAUCCUGGACGUGAACGACAACGCGCCGCGUUUCGAACCUCGCUUGCGGCGCGACGACGACGACGGCGACGACGACGGCGACGGCGACGGCGGCGGCGAAGAAGAAGAAGAAGGCUGCGCCCGGGUCGCCGUGUCCGAGUCGGCGCGGCCCGGGACGCGCUUCGCGCUGCCCGCGGCCCACGACGCCGACGCGGGGCCCAACGCGCGCCUGCGCUACGCCCUCAACGCCAGCGACGCCUUCUACCUGAGGGUGUCCCGUGGCGACGACGACGACGACGACGACGGCGACGACGGCGGAGACGGCGGAGACGGAGAUGGCGGGGGAGGGUUCCCCGAGCUGGUGCUGCGCAGGCCGCUGGACCGCGAGCGGGAGGCCGAGCACCGGCUGCGCCUCACGGCCACGGACGGCGGCUCCCCGGCGCGGGUGGGCGUGUGCGGCGUCGUGGUGCGCGUGCUGGACGCCAACGACAACGCGCCGGCCUUCGAGCGGCCGCACUACCACGUCGAGGUGCGGGAGGGCGCGCCGCCGGGCACCGAGGUGGCGCGCGUGCGAGCCGUCGACCCGGACGAGGGCACCAACGGGCGCGUGGCGUACGCGCUGAGCCGGCACGCGGGCGAGCGGGCGCGCCGCCUCUUCUCCGUCGAGCCGCUCUCGGGCGCCGUGCGGCUCGCGGCGCCGCUGGACCGCGAGCGGCGCGCCGUCGAGGAGCUGUACGUGGAGGCGCGCGACAUGGGCCCCGACGGCGUGGCGGCGCACUGCAAGGUGACGGUCGCCGUGCUGGACGACAACGACAACGCGCCGGAGAUAUUCGUCUCGGCGCCGAACGACGGCGGCGGAGCCGGGGCAGCCGGGGCAGCCGGGGCAGCCGGGGCAGCCGGGGCAGCCGGCGCGCCGUCUUCCCCGGACGUCGCGGUCGUCACCGUCGGGGAGUCGCGCCCGCCCGGCUCGUUCGUGGCGUUCGUGCGCGUGGCGGACGGCGACGCGGGCGACAACGGGCGGGUGGAGUGCUUCCUGCGGGGCGCGGGGCCCUUCGCGCUGCGGCCGUCCUUCGAGAACGGCUUCGCGCUCGUCACGAGCGACGCCCUCGACCGCGAGCGCGCCGGCCGCCACGGCGUGACGGUGGUGGCGCGCGACGCCGGGCGCCCGCCGCUCGCCUCCUCCAAGGAGAUCGUGGUGAUCGUCGCCGACGAGAACGACAACGCGCCGCGGUUCGGCGCGCCGUCGUACCGCGCGUCCCUGUCGGAGAACAACGCGGCCAACGCGCCGAUCCUCGCCGUGUCGGCGCGCGACCCCGACGACGGCGAGAACGGCCGCGUGAGCUACUCGAUCGGCGCGGGCGAGGCCGGCGGGCUGCCCGCGGCGGCGCUGGUGUCGGUGGACGAGCGGAGCGGCGAGGUGCGCGCGCUGCGGCCCUUCGACCACGAGAGGCUGCAGGCGCUGAGCUUCGAGGUGGUGGCGCGGGACCACGGCGCGCCGGCGCUCAGCGCCACGGCCACCGUCGCCGUCGACGUGCUGGACCGCAACGACAACGCGCCCGCCGUCUCCAAGCCGCGGCUCCGGCGCGGCAACGCCACGGUGUACGCGCUGUGGAGCACGCCCGCCGAGGCGCAGCUCGUCAGGAUCCAGGCCGUCGACGAGGACCCCGGGGACAACGGGAAGCUCGCCUUCCGCCUGCUGCGCGGCAACGACGGGGGCCUCUUCCGCCUCGACGGGGACACGGGCGAGCUGGCGACGACGCGCGACUUCGCGGAGGGCGACCGCGCCAGCCACGAGCUGCUGCUGGAGGUGAGGGACCACGGCAAGCCGUCGCUGUCGUCGCUGGCCACCAUCCACGUCGUCCUCACCGACAUCAUCCCCGCGCGCCACCACCGGGACGGCGACGACGGCGACGACGGCGACGGCGACGGCGGCGGCCUCUUCAUGGGGCUGCCGCUCAUCCUCAUCGUGGCGCUCGCGGCCGUCUGCUCGGUGCUGCUCAUCACCAUGGUGGCGGUGGCCGUCGUGUGCAAGCGCGAGAACAAGGAGAUUCGCACCUACAACUGCCGCGCCGCCGAGACCACGUACUGCCGGAAGCCGGAGAAGAACGGCGGCGGCGGCGGCGACGCGGGCCGCGGCCUCCCCUCGUCGUCCGAGCCGGGCGGCAACGGCGCCCCGCCGCCCGACGUCAUGCUGGGCCUCGGGGCGAGGGCCUCGCUCGAGCGGCUGUCCCGCCUGCUGGCCGAGACGUCGACGGCGGCGGGCGGGAGGGGGGGAGGCUCGCAGGCCGACAUCGCGCGGGAGCACGCCUGGAUGGCCGACGAGACGGAGUCGCUGCCGGCAUGCUACCCGGCGCUCGGAGGGGCGGCCCGCGGGGCGAUGCGGACGUUCCGCUGCUGGGACGAGGCCACGAGCGCCGCGGCGGCGGCGGCGGCCGCUGGCGCCGCGGUGGCGCGGUACUGCUCGCCGGUGAGAGAGACGAGAUGCUGA
Molecule: messenger RNA, 3309 nt
Organism: Petromyzon marinus (sea lamprey)
Lineage: Eukaryota; Metazoa; Chordata; Hyperoartia; Petromyzontiformes; Petromyzontidae
Source: RefSeq, a predicted model, not a curated record